Molecule: messenger RNA, 546 nt
Organism: Penicillium cinerascens
Lineage: Eukaryota; Fungi; Ascomycota; Eurotiomycetes; Eurotiales; Aspergillaceae
Product: ADP-ribosylation factor-like protein 2
Exons: 6
Coding region: 1-546 (181 amino acids)
Biological process (GO): protein folding
Cellular component (GO): microtubule cytoskeleton; cytoplasm
Molecular function (GO): GTP binding; GTPase activity
Source: RefSeq, a predicted model, not a curated record
AUGUUGUCAAUACUACGAAAGGCGCGCUUAAAGGAUAAGGAGAUGCGUAUCCUGAUGCUGGGCUUGGAUAACGCGGGCAAAACGACCAUCGUGAAACGGAUUAUGAACGAAGAUGUCACGACGGUGAGCCCAACACUAGGCUUUAAUAUCAAGACAAUCGACUUCAUGGGAUACAAGCUCAAUAUUUGGGACGUGGGCGGGCAGAGGACAUUACGCUCCUAUUGGAAAAAUUAUUUCGAAAAGACAGAUACACUUAUCUGGGUUGUUGAUGCGACAGACCGUCUACGAGUGGAUGAUUGUCGCCAGGAACUCGCCGGUCUGCUCCUGGAAGAGCGUCUCACGGGAGCCAGUCUUUUGGUAUUUUUGAACAAGACAGAUGUGGAACAUUGCAUGUCGGAGCAAGAAGUGCGAGAGCGUCUGGGCUUGGAUUUAAUCAAAACGCACAAGUGGACUAUACUUCCGUGCAGUGCCAUGACGGGGAACAACCUCAAUGAAGGGUUGGAAUGGGUGGUACAAGAUGCGAAAGACCGACUUUUUCUUUACUAA